AUGUCCUUUAGCAUAACUUGGAACUCUGUUGUUCCUUCCUUUCUCUUUACUGUAUUCUCAUUACUUUCAUUUUUCAACUUUUCCGUGGUUUAGCUUUAUUAAGUAAUUGAGCAAAGUGCAGAUGCUAUUAUUUUUCACUACUUUUUCAAGUUGUUGCGGGCUAUGAAACCAGCAAUCAUGAACAUCACCAUCCAAUUAAAGUAGGUAAAGAGAAACCAAUCUGUAUAUCAAUUCAGAAGAGUGAAAAAAGAAAUCAAAUAGAGUGAUGACAAAAGAAGUAGAUUUGGCUUGUAUUAGGAGUGAUCCAGAAAAUUUUGAGGUAAUGAAGGAGCCUUAUGUAAUGGCCUUGAGAAAUGAGUGCGAAGGCAUUAAAACAGUGUAUCAAACCAAACGUUAUGCUUUAUUCCAUAGCCUCACUCCUUGCGGAGACGCUGUUUUCCACAUUGCAGCAUACAUGGGGAACAUAAAACUGCUCCGAGUCCUCUUCGAAAUGGUUCCGGUAUCGAGAAAAUGGGAGGUGUUGAUGAUGAAGGACAUUCAUGGCAACACCCUUCUCCAUGAGGCAGCUACCAGCAAGAAUAAUGAUGAGGGCCUUGAGGCAGUAAAAUUCUUGGUUGAGAUUGCACAUGGAGAACGAGCGACUAUGCUGAUGGACCAAAAUAGCUUAGGGGAGACGCCGCUAUAUAUGGCAGCGGCGUUUGGUACCAAAGCAACAGUGGAGUACUUGGCAAAGGAGGUGGAGAAGGAAGUGGGAAGUCUGCAAGGCAACUUCACAAGAAGCUAUGAUAAUCUCUCCAUUCUUCAUGUUGCUAUCAUGAAUGAAAAAUUCGAGACAGCAAUUUGGUUACUAGAAAAAGAUCUAGAUCUGGCAAUGCUGAAGGAUUUUGAGAAGACAUGUCUUCAAGUUCUCGCAAGUAUGUCGAUUGCUUUCAAAAGCUCUUGUGGGAAAAUGUUUAGAUUGGAGGAGAUUAUAUAUAGAAAUAUUCCAGGCAACUUAUUCCAUAGAGAUGAAACUAAUAAGCACGUACCAUGUCAAUGUUGCAAGGCUAGGAAAGACCAUCAACCAAUGACAGGUUUAAGCAUGGACCGUCGUUUUUGGAUUCGUUUCUGGAGGAUUCUUAAAAGAUGGAAUUAUAUUAAAGAAAUAGGGGAAAACAAAACGAAGCAUGAGUUAGCAGGUAAAUUAGCCGAAAUGCUGGUAAAGAAGGAUUGUUCCUCGUGGCGUAAACACUACCAUUUAGAAGAGCACAACACAGAUUUUUGCCUUUUAAGAGCCAAAGAAACAGUUGGCGGAGAAGAGAGUGAUAAGGCGUCGUUCCAAACCGCAGGUAUUGGCACCGCCUUUGUGUCACUGUCAGAUACUCCGUUGAUUAUUGCUGCCAGCACAGGGAUCCUGGAGAUCGUGGAGAUGAUUCACAAAGAGUAUCCUCAAGCGUUGCUUCAUGUGACCGAGAAUGGACAAAAUAUUCUACAUGUUGCCAUUCUAUACCGUCAACACCACAUCUUUAAAUAUGUCAACGAGGAUGGUGAACCGGUCAUGAAGCGCAGGCUGGUUUUGGGGAUCGACAAAGACGGUGACACCAUUCUACACAAAGCCGCCCGUACCAAUUACUACCACGGAGGAACCAAAUUAUCGGCCGCUCUGAACCUGCAAGAGGAGCUGAGAUGGUUCAAAGAUGUGGAAAACAAGGUUCCUGCUCCUUACACAAUCCACCGCAACAAGAAAAAUGAGACGGCGAAGGAGCUGUUCAAAGACCAGCACAAAGACCAACUCAAAGUUGCACAAGAAUGGGUUAAGAACACCAGUCAGUCGUGCUCUGCCGUGGCAGUCCUAGUUGCCACGGUUGUCUUUGUGGCGGCCUUCAGCGCCCCAGGUGGUUUCGAAGAUAGCGGGCAUGUAGUCUUUGAGAUGGAGCCUCUAUAUUCUUUUUUCACUGUAAUGGACGUGGCUGGACUGGCAAGCUCAUUGACGUCGGUGGUGAUCUUCCUUUCUGUGCUCACAUCGUCACUUGAUCAGGAAGAUUUUCAUAGUACCAUACCCCGGAAACUGACGCUUGGCUUCACCUUUCUGUUCUUCGCCAUUGCAACCACCGUGCUUUCCUUCACAACCGCCAUUUUCCUCACCGUUCAUUUUAAGAAGGCAUGGACUACGUCUCUGACCUAUGCUGCUGCAUUCCUUCCGGUCGGUGUUUAUGCAAUUGUGCAGUUCAGUCUGUAUAUCGAAUAUUUCAACAGUGCUGUCAUUAGCAUUUUAGAGUUGGUGAAGAUGCUUAUUCCCGGGGUAUGACGUUUAAUUUUUUUUUAAUUUGAAAAUUAUCUAUUUAAUUAAAACAAUCGUUAGAUAUUCGUUUCUGUAGUACUGUUGGUGAAUAAUUUUUUUUAAAAAAAUGAUGAUAACUUU
Rubroshorea leprosula is the source of this 2401-nucleotide messenger RNA. Lineage: Eukaryota; Viridiplantae; Streptophyta; Magnoliopsida; Malvales; Dipterocarpaceae. The record is from the annotation of a GenBank genome assembly.